Molecule: messenger RNA, 1173 nt
Organism: Cotesia glomerata
Lineage: Eukaryota; Metazoa; Arthropoda; Insecta; Hymenoptera; Braconidae
Product: neprilysin-2-like
Exons: 2
Coding region: 74-1018 (314 amino acids)
Biological process (GO): protein processing
Cellular component (GO): plasma membrane
Molecular function (GO): metalloendopeptidase activity
Source: RefSeq, a predicted model, not a curated record
AUAUCCACAUGUAACAAAUUCUUCAAAAAUUGAUCUAUCUGACGACAAAUUAUCAAAUGCUUACUUUAAAUUCAUGUCUGAUGUCGCAAUAUUCCUGGGGGCUGAUAAAAACCAAACCAAAGAGCUUAAAUUAUCAUUAGAAUUCGGGCAUGAUAUUUAUAAAUAUUAUCACAACAAAAGCCAUUUUAUAGAUAAUAAUAAGCCGGUGGAGAUGUCAGUGAAAGAAAUGAUAGAGAAAUGGCCCAGUAUAGACUGGAUAAAAUCUUUAAGUUCUGACACAAAGCCGUACUAUUAUUUUACAAAUGAAACAAAUGUUCAUAUAGAAUUUCCAAAUUUUAUCACUCACUUUGAGAAAUUAUUAAAUAAAACGCCUAAAAGGGUUCAAGCCAAUUUCUUGAUUUGGAAUUUGAUCCAGAUUGCGAUUUCGUACAUAAAUUCUAAAACGCUUUGGGACCAUAGUCAAACUUAUAACAAAAUUAGAUAUUCUAUCCCAACUAAUAUUCACCCAUUUCAUUGCAAGAAACUUGUUAAACUUCUAUUAAAUCCUCUUCUGCAGGCUUAUUAUAUUCGAGAGUAUCCAGUUGAUGAGCGUACUAAAAGUGAGGUUUAUGCGAUUUAUUCGAAUGUAAAGAAUAAAUUGAUUGAAAUUAUAAAUUCUUCACAAUGGCUCGAUAACAAAUCUAAAAUUGAAACUAUCGAUAAAAUAGCCUCUAUUAAAACAGUUAUUGGUUAUCCAGAUGAAUUAUUGAAUAAUGAUGAAUUAAAAAAUUACUUUGAGGGUCUUGAGAUUACUCGGGAUAAUUUUUUAAAAAAUUUUCUCAAUGCGAAUUUGUUCAAUAAAAAAAUAAUAAGCGUUCGAUCAUUCAAACAAGUAAGUUCUGUUAAACCUGGUAUUGAUUUAUUUACAUUCAUGUAUGAUGACUCCAACAACGCUGAAUAUGAUCGAUUCAAUAAUUUCAUGUUUCAGUUGAAUUACUCAGGAAUAACUUUUUUGAUGUUGACUUUUUCAAUUACUUGAAUUAUGGAGUAAUCGGUGAAAUCAUCGGUCAUGAAUUAAGUCAUGCCGUAGAUAGCGGAAGUAGAUCUUUGGAAAAGAUUGGGUUAAAAUAUAAAUGGAGUAAUUCAUCGAAUGAUGAAUAUCAAAAGCAGGAGACUUGUACGAUCAAUCAAUAU